GAUCACCACUCCAUUCUUGACGUUUGCAAUGGCUAACGGAACACACCUGCUCCUUUAAGUAUGCAUCGCCAUGUGGGUGUGUAACCCAGCGACCCUCUUCCACGUCUUUUCGCAUAGCACUGGCCAAACGGAAGCCGAGCCCAAAGCCGCCGUCGCGGUGACUGCUGCGCCUGCCAUGACUGUAACUCCGGAGCUGGCUCUCCGCAAUGCGAACACGUAUCCGGCUUCGCAAACGGUCAAGCAGACCACAUUUAUGCAAUGCAUUGCUAGCCUUGAGUGAUGGCCAAGCGCUGGUUGUAGCGUAGAUAGAAUGCUCCCAAUGGAAGGGGAGACAUUCCCAUACACACACAUA
Bipolaris maydis ATCC 48331 is the source of this 352-nucleotide messenger RNA. The record is from RefSeq and is a predicted model, not a curated record. Lineage: Eukaryota; Fungi; Ascomycota; Dothideomycetes; Pleosporales; Pleosporaceae.